AUGUAUUGCUAUCAAGAAGAAGGCUGCCGAAUGACUCAAGUGCAAUUCGCUCUUCCGUUGAUGAUAUUUUUCAACUGUCUUGUUCUUGUUACAUAUCCAGUUCAUGUGAUAUUUGUCAUAUCAUUGCUUCGAAAUCGAACUACAAGCGCACUUGGAACUCCUUUUCAUCAUUUAUUACUAAGCGUAGGAAUUUCCGACUUGAUCAGUGCUACAGGAUAUAUACUUUUGCAAGAGCCAGCAUGGCUCGGAAUAGCAUCGAAAUUUUACCUCGGUAACGCAUGGUGGAUAGCAAAGAUAGUAAAUAUAUGCGGCAUUUGCAUUUCGAAUGUUCCAAUAGUCAUUCAUCUAUUCCUCGCCUUAAAUCGUCUUACUGCUGUUCGACUGCCAAUGGAGCAUUGCCAUUUGUGGCGAAACCCGAGAGUACAAAGAUUGACGGUUGUUGUAUGGGUUAUAACAAUCAUUGCCUCACUUCCUAUGGUUUACCCUAUUCAGUUCAAAGGAUACCAGAUGCAGAAUGGUGCCCUUUCAAGUGUGGCAUUUCACUUUGUAAAUCCAUUUCCGGCGCAAAUGUACACACUUUAUGUGAUGUGCUUGAGUGCCUUUAUUCUUCCAACUGUUGUAAUUUACAUAUAUCUUUUAGCCUAUAUGUGUUUUCUGAAGUACGUCUCCAAGUACAAAAGACACAUACAGGCAACAGUGGUCAAGAGUACAGUAGCUGUGUUCUUCACAAGUUUAGGUGACAUUAUCUUAGCUACGGUACUGGGAUCUCAACAGCUUUAUUGGAUAUUCUACCAAGAAGAUCUUCUCGAUCCACCAACGUUCUGGCUAAUGUUUAAAAUCGGACGAGAUUUGCAUAACAUAGCUACACCCUGGACUAUGUUGUUGCUUUUCAAAGGAUUACGAAAGUCCAUUAUCAGUGGAACUUCGCCAAGAAACUCAAAUGCCGUUAAACUUUAG
This is a messenger RNA of Cylicocyclus nassatus, 957 nucleotides long. Lineage: Eukaryota; Metazoa; Nematoda; Chromadorea; Rhabditida; Strongylidae. The record is from the annotation of a GenBank genome assembly.